Messenger RNA from Mizuhopecten yessoensis (Yesso scallop), 2339 nucleotides. RefSeq names its product protein PML-like. Gene Ontology annotation, molecular function: zinc ion binding. The record is from RefSeq and is a predicted model, not a curated record. The coding region runs from base 30 to 2033 and encodes 667 amino acids. Lineage: Eukaryota; Metazoa; Mollusca; Bivalvia; Pectinida; Pectinidae. The transcript has a single exon.
UCUUCACAGUACAGACAAAGACGUCCAACAUGGCUGCAUCAUCUCCUGCCGUCCGACUGUUGUGUCCGCUUUGUUCUCAAGGGUACGAUACUCCGAGACUGCUUCCGUGUGAACAUAGCUUCUGUAGCGGGUGCCUCCAGACCUAUAUCGGAUCUCUCGGACUUGUAGCAGGCGACAAGGGAUUCCCCUGUCCUGUCUGUACACUGACGACUCCAGUCCCAGACAAUACAGCACCCGUGGAGGAAUGGGCUAGUUUAUUUCCACUGAACAGGCUGUUCGAGGCUUUGUUGCAGUUGCCUUCACCGUCGAAGUCUUCACCCACUGAUGCCUUGUGUGACCCGUGUAAAAUGCUUCAGGAUACAAACCAUGCUUUAUAUAGAUGUUCAAACUGUUCUCAAUUUCUGUGUAGUUCUUGUGAAAGUUAUCACCAACGAAACAGAUUCACCGCCAGUCACACUGUCAUUCCCAUAGAGAGAGGUAACGGGCCGUCCGCUGGUGUGUGCGUUGAUAUUUUCUGUAAAUCUCAUCCGAGGAAGAUUAUAAAUGCGUUCUGUAGGGAACAUAAAGCGCUCUGUUGCUCUUCUUGUGCCUCAAGUAUCCAUGAAGGUUGUAGCGGUAUGAUGUCAGUCGAUGACGUCACAACAGAUAGUGUUAGUACCGUCGCUGAAACAACGCAACGAAAGGUGAAUGAAAUAGGGACUCAUGUGGAGACACUACGCGAAAUCAAAGAAGAAAACAUUAAAACUCUUGAUUGCGAAAACGCGAAACUACUAAUGGUCAUGAAGAGAAUUGUGGAUGGGGCAAAGUCCCAGCUCGAUGACCUUUUAACAGAUUUUCAGGAAAAUCUUCAUCUGGAGUGGGAGGAAAACCGCCAAAGACUUGUGUCGGAUUUAACGCAUACGGAAAUGUUCUCGGUAGACCUCGACAACAGAUGCGCUCUCGUUUCUGGACUCCGUGAGAAUUCCCUGACUAGUCAGCUAUUUAUAGCACAAGAAAUGGUGAAAGCACAAGUGAAAAGUCAUGUUCGGAAUAUGAGAAACAUUCUUGAAAGAGACAUUGAUAUAACGGAAGUUGAUAUAGAUAUGAAUAUAGCUGUACUUGACGAAAAGUCUGUAAGCGCCAUUCGUAACUAUGGCGGUGUUUCCGUGACGGAAAUAAAGUCCCCGCGUACACGCACGAUAACGAAGAAUCUAGAGACAAAUGUGAAAGAAAUGGACGCCAUUAUUGACCUCUCUAUUCAAGAGGAAACUGCGAAGCUGACGGAACGAUCUGUAUCUAGGUUUGUGGAGAUGCUUGGUGGGAAACAGGCGGCCAAACUAACAGGGGGUGCUUACUUUCCAAACGGGAAAUGUCUGAUGGCUGACCAGAAACAUCGUCGUCUGCUCCUGUUUGACCAGAACUAUAAGAUUGAGAAAGCCAUGUCCAUUGACAAACCUCCUAGCGACAUCGUCUAUAGCGCGCGUCACCAGAGCGUCUUCAUAGCGGUUGGCUACUACUUCGACAAGGACAUCUACCGAUAUAGCUUUGACAACGAUUCCAUUGAAUAUCAAGAUAAACUCAAGGUCCCGAAAGGUACAUGGGGUAUCUCCGUUAUUGAUGACGUCAUUCUUGCGGGGGGUCCGAACUCAGUCGAAAUGAUUUCUGUUGAUGGUACGUCGCUUAAUUCAUUUCCGACAAAUGGAGUAUGUACCUACGUGGCAGCCUGCCGACGAUCUAACAGCUUCUGGUUCAAAGAUGGCGACAACGUCGUAUGCAUGAAAAUGGAUGGUACUUCCGGUUUUCGUUACCAAGACAAAGAUCUCAAAGGUGUGUCUGGAAUCGCUUGUGAUCAGUUCGGGAACGCGUACGUGUGCUCACGUGAGACUGGGCACGUGCAUCAAAUUUUCAACGAUGGAACUAGUGGCCGUAUUUUACUGAAAAUGCAACAUAACAUAAGUCGACCAAAUGGCAUCGUGUUCCACCCGACGAGGCACGAGUUUGUCAUCACCUCAGACGGAGAACCUACUGCGUUCGAAGUGUACAAAUUUGACUGAAGUGGUCAGUUUCCGGAAACAGAUUUUAUUUACAUCAAGACCAGAAGUGUACACGCGUGUUGCUGCCAUCAAUGCCUUCUUCGUUGUCUUGGUAUACACGUAAAUGUGUCACUCACCUGGAGAGUGCAUGCAAGAAUGUGUAGGAGAUUAAGAAUUCAUAUCAAACUGUUGUUGUUUGAAAAUUGACUGAAAUAAAUUUUAAUUCCCCGGACUAUGGAAUAGCCAGGAUGUGUUGACGACUCCAGACAUGAAAGUAAGAUUUUGUUUUUAAAGUCAUUUGACACAUUUUGCUGACAAUUAAAGAUU